AUGUCAAAUUCAACAACAACCAAUUCAUUUCAAACUCCACACACGACGAGUACAACGGCUUCCUUAUCUUCAACAAACUCAUCAUCGGGAAGCAACAUUAUCAAAGAAACACAAGAAACACUUGAAAUUGCAUACGAAAUUAAUAACAUUUUAAACGCGGGACUCGAUCGUGAAAGUCUUUCAAUAAUUAUGAAUUUGUGUGAGAUGGGAAUCAAUCCCGAAGCUCUUGCCGCUUGUGUCAAGGAAAUUAAAAACGAAGCAAACAAGCUGAAACAGCUCUAA
Molecule: messenger RNA, 282 nt
Organism: Naegleria lovaniensis
Lineage: Eukaryota; Heterolobosea; Eutetramitea; Acrasida; Naegleriidae
Exons: 2
Coding region: 1-282 (93 amino acids)
Biological process (GO): gamma-tubulin complex localization; mitotic spindle assembly; microtubule nucleation by interphase microtubule organizing center
Cellular component (GO): centrosome; interphase microtubule organizing center; spindle
Source: RefSeq, a predicted model, not a curated record